Molecule: messenger RNA, 2202 nt
Organism: Archocentrus centrarchus (flier cichlid)
Lineage: Eukaryota; Metazoa; Chordata; Actinopteri; Cichliformes; Cichlidae
Gene: bpnt1
Product: bisphosphate nucleotidase 1
Exons: 10
Coding region: 585-1598 (337 amino acids)
Biological process (GO): phosphatidylinositol phosphate biosynthetic process
Molecular function (GO): 3'(2'),5'-bisphosphate nucleotidase activity
Source: RefSeq, a predicted model, not a curated record
CUUUAAAUAAUCUGUCAGGAUAUUAAAUUAUGAUUGAAAUUCACAAAAUUGGGUUCUAAAAUAAAAAAAAACAGAAUUUGCUCACUAAAAAAAACCCAAUGAGAAUUACAGUUAAGAAAAAUGAAUAUUGAAUACAAUUUUUACGUUUAAGCUUUCUGUCCCCGCCUUCAUCCCCUUCCUACCGAAAAUCAGCGGGCACUUUGACCCGUCGGAUCUCUUAUUGCAGAGAGAACGUGUAUCACGGGCAAAAGCGAGAUGGUUCAUCCCCGUAAAACGGUUACACCCGUGGUUAGGCCAGUUUAAAGCAAAUCUUAUCGUUGCUUUGCUUAGCACAAAUCCAAAAAAAAUUGGUACACAUUCAGAUAGGAAAGAUAACCGCUGUAUUUGAGUCCUUGACGGCGCUCUUAUUAUUUGCUGAAGGUGUUUAUUAUGAAACGUUGCUGAGUGUUUUGUGUGGAAAGGAGGUCUCUAUCUUGUAGGGAUCAAAGGUCUAACACUUCCUGCAUUGCUCACCACUCCAGCUGCAGUCCAGGAAGACUUUUGGUGGUUAUUUCACCGUGUUAACGUCAACUAACCAGAAAGCAAUGUCCGGAAGUCCUGCUGUGGUUAUACGGCUGAUGGCCUCUGCCUAUGCUGUGGCUGAAAAGGCUGGGGCCAUUGUACGGAAGGUCCUUCACAGUGGAGAGCUUGGUAUUGUGGAAAAGACAGGAGCUAAUGAUCUGCAGACACUGGCAGACAGACUAGCACAACAGAGCAUUUGUGCUUCACUGUCCAGACGCUUCCCCAAACUCACCAUUAUUGGAGAGGAGGAGCUUCCUUCUGAAGAGGUGCAGGAAGAUCUUAUUGAGAAUGGCCAGUCAGAGGAAAUUCUUCAGAAGACCUGUCCGCUUGAGUACAGAGACCUGAAAGAAGAAGAGCUAGUUGUGUGGGUAGAUCCUCUCGAUGGCACAAAAGAAUACACUGAAGCAUCAAGGUGUCUCCAUCUCCGAGCUGUGGCCCAGACACCACACAAAGGGUUGGACACCUCUCAGCCUCACAGCACAGCUCUCUGGCUCCUUGAUAAUGUGACGGUGCUCAUUGGGAUUGCAUAUGGAGGCAGAGCCAUUGCAGGUGUGAUCAACCAGCCAUUCUACAACUACCAGCUUGGUGUCGGAGCACAAUUAGGAAGAACCAUGUGGGGCAUGCUGGGAUUGGGCACCUUUGGGUUCCAGCUCCAGGAAGUUCCAGGUGACAGACGAAUUGUCACCACCACCCGUUCUCAUAGCAACAAGCUGGUAACAGACUGUGUGGAUGCCAUGGAGCCUCAUGAAGUUGUAAGAGUGGGUGGUGCUGGAAAUAAGAUAAUCCAGCUCAUUGAAGGAAAAGCUUCUGCUUAUGUAUUUGCUAGUCCAGGAUGCAAAAAGUGGGACACGUGUGCUCCUGAAGCCAUCCUGCAGGCCGUUGGAGGUAAACUGACUGAUAUGCAUGGAAAUGCAUACCGCUAUGAUGCUAAUGUAAAGCACAUGAAUUCUGCUGGGGUUCUUGCUACACUCCGUAACCACGAGUACUACAUCAGCAGAGUACCACAGGCAGUGCUGCAAGCUCUCAAGUCAGACUGAGGUCUGUCUUCAUGUCCCACGAAUCAAGUGUAAAAGCACUUAUUUCAUGAAGCGCACCAUUUGACAUGUAUGUCUAAUUUCCAAAUGUAAAUAUUAACUUAGGGCAUUCUGUAUUCUUGUGCCUAAAACAAUUCAGUGAUUUCUGAGUCUCAGUGGACUGAGCAAACUACAUAUUCUGCACUUACCUAAUGAAUUAGACACAAGUAUUAAAGCAGGCUCAACAGCACUUCCAUUUAUUUCACUCCUUUGAAAACAAACUUUUACAAAUCUCAGAACAUCUUAACAUACUGUUUUCCAACUUGAAGACUAUAGAUUUACAAGGCAAAAGGCAAGAUCUGUAGAUUAAAUGUUGGUUAGUGAGUUGGAAAUGAUGUACUGUACUUCAUUCAGUAACCACAAAGUAGUAACAGUCUAUAAGUGGCAUAAUGCCAACAACAAACAAAAUGCACUCAACUUGAUUUGAUACAUUUACCCCCUUUACACCAGUGACGUGCAGUCAGGGGAGGCAGGUGAGGCACGGCCUCACCUGUCAUCGUGGAAAUAUAAAAUUAAAAAAUAAAUUAAAUGGUUAUAUUCAUUCAGUGAUUUGUAUUUUAAAGUUCUU